Molecule: messenger RNA, 1311 nt
Organism: Pseudogymnoascus destructans
Lineage: Eukaryota; Fungi; Ascomycota; Leotiomycetes; Thelebolales; Thelebolaceae
Gene: MDM10
Product: protein of unknown function DUF3722
Exons: 2
Coding region: 1-1311 (436 amino acids)
Biological process (GO): protein insertion into mitochondrial outer membrane; establishment of mitochondrion localization; phospholipid transport
Cellular component (GO): SAM complex; ERMES complex
Source: RefSeq, a predicted model, not a curated record
AUGUUGGAGUUUAUGGAUUUCGUGCAGCAGUCCUUCUACAAUUCGUCGCGUUGGAGCUACGAGAAUAACUACACGAACCUGACGGCCACGUCGAGAGCUCUCCUGGACUUCGAUACCCCCCGCGGCUUCCACGUCGACAUCUCCUCCCUCUCAUCACCAAACUUCGCGACCUCCUACGCCCUCAGAAGCGUCGGCCUCGUCAACGGCUCGCUCUCCUAUCUCUACACCUCCCUCCCCCUCACCUCCGCCUUCCAACAAGCCGGCCGACUCAACCUCCACGAUGUAAUCCGCGGCUACCGACAAAUCCAGGAACUCCCCUCGCCCUCCUCGAUACGGCCACCGCCCUCCUCAGACCCAUCAUCCACAGAUACCGUCAAACCACCCACCCUCCUCUACGGCCGCCUCUACCUCCCCCAAAGCACCCUUGAAGCGCUCUACGUGCGCCGCCUCUCCCCGACAUGCCAGAUCAAAAUCAGCGCCGUCUCCUCCUCGCGUUUACGAAACGGCGGCACCCUCCUCGCCCUCCACCAACACGACGUCGGCAAAUACUCCACCGAAGCCCUCUAUUCCACCGACGGCGGCCUGCUCGGGUUCAAGGGGCUGUACAAUUUCGGUGCUGAUCCCCGCGUCCGUGCUACCCCCUCCACCUCCUCCACCUCCCCCAACGGCGCAGUAGCACCCUCAGCAACACCCCCAACCGAAGACCGCAUCCACGGCCGCUUCUCCGCCGGCGCAGAAGCCUACUACGGCACGCUCAACAAAUCCGGCGGCGUCAGUCUCGGCGGGCGCUUCGCCACUCUCCCCACCUACCACGGCAUACCCCUCACCGCGACUCUCACUUUGAAUCCUUUGAUGGGCAAUUUCAGCGCUACCUACGCUGUUAAAGCCGGCGAGGACGUCGCGCUGUGUAGUAGAUUCGAGUUCAACGCCUACAGCUACGAAAGCGAACUCGUCCUCGGAUGCGAGCUUUGGCGACGGAGCGUGAAGUUGCCUGUUAGGCUUAGCGGGAGGAGCAUGGCAGCUAAACUCGCAUGGCGCAGUGAGGAAGAGAUGUUCCCCCCUGUCCCUGCCCCCGUCCCUGCCCCUGCACCGACGGAUGGACUGCCAAUGGGGGUACGACUAAAUGGGAAGGACGAAAGAGGGGAGGUGACGGGGGUGUUUAAGGGGCGUGUGGAUGAGAAGUUGCGUGUUGGGGUGGUGUGGGAGGGGAGGGUGAAGGAUUUGCUUGUUUGUGUUGGGUCGACGCUUGAUUUGAGGAGGAGGGAUCAGCCGUUUAGGAGCUUGGGGGUGGAGUUGCAGUAUUCGUCCUGA